Molecule: messenger RNA, 1419 nt
Organism: Cyphellophora europaea CBS 101466
Lineage: Eukaryota; Fungi; Ascomycota; Eurotiomycetes; Chaetothyriales; Cyphellophoraceae
Exons: 3
Coding region: 1-1419 (472 amino acids)
Biological process (GO): secondary metabolite biosynthetic process
Molecular function (GO): monooxygenase activity; FAD binding
Source: RefSeq, a predicted model, not a curated record
AUGGCUCUUCGUUCCUCAGGUAUCAGCGGAUACGUCGUCAAAGACAAGACGAAAACCACCGCCGGCGAGACCAUCAUCAAGCCUAAGCCGCACAUUCAGCGCGAUGCGUCCACACGCCUCGAGAUCAUCGUCGUAGGCGCUGGCCUAGGCGGCGUCGGCAGCGCCAUCGCGCUCCUCCUCGCCGGCCACUCUGUCACCAUCCUCGAGGCCGCCGCGCAGAUCGCCGAGGUGGGCGCCGGCAUCCAGGUCCUGCCCAACAGCAGCCGCGUGCUGCAGGAAUGGGGCCUCCGGGACAUGCUGGAUCGCUAUGCCACCGAGCCCAGCCACGUCAACAUGCUGGGCUGGAAGGGCAAUCUCAUCAGUCGCAUGAGUACCGCCGAGUCUGCCGCGCCGUAUCCUGGCACCGUGUACUGGGAUUUCCAUCGUGCGAAUCUGCACAAGUGUUUGGUGGAGAGGGCGGUGGAGCUGGGCGCGAAGUUGGAGGUCAAUAAAAAGGUGUCCGAUGUGCGGCCGCGAGAGGAUGGGGCGACGGUGGUGCUAGAAGGGGGCGAGGAGUGGCGAGCGGACUUGGUUGUGGGUGCGGAUGGGAUAGCUAGCAGGCUGCGAGAGAUCAUGGUGGGUAAGCCUGAUCCGCCAACACUGACGGGGGACCUGGCAUACCGGUUGCUGCUCAAGACAGAGGAUAUGAAGAAGGAUCCCGAGCUGCGGAGCUUCAUUGAGACACCGCAGGUGAACUAUUGGCUAGGGCCAGAUGCGCAUGCAGUCAACUACGUGCUGCGCGGAGGCGAACUGUUCAAUAUGGUCCUGCUGGUGCCGGACGACAUGCCUGAGGGAGUCAACGUCACGCCGGGUAAUGUGGCCGAGAUGCAAGCCUUAUACAAGGACUGGGACCCCCGAAUAGUCAAACUGUUGGCUCUAUGCGAGAGCGUCCACAAGUGGCGCUUAAGCAUACGAGAAGGCAUGGACUGCUGGAGUCAUCCCAGCGGCAGCUUUACGCUGCUCGGAGACGCAGUGCACGCCACGCUGCCGUACCUGGCGUCCGGAGCGGGCAUGGCACUGGAGGACGGCGCCGUGCUCGGCGAGCUCUUUGCCCGAAGCAAGAAUCCCAAGGACCCGGCCGAGAGGCGUAGGCUGCUCGAGCUGUACGAGAAGUGCCGAAAGCAAAGAACAGAGAUGGUGGUACGAAGGGGGAAUUUGCAGCAGUGGCUGUAUCAUUUGCAUGACGGCGCAGAGCAGCAGGAGCGGGAUCGUAAGAUGCAGGCGAUGGAGCCCGGCGAGGCACUGGCAUGGCGGGACAGCAACUUGGCGCCCCAGCUGCUGGGGUAUGAGGUCGAUAAGGACGUAGAUCGAUAUUGGUACAGCGAGGGAGAGAAAGCCAGGGGAGCGGUGGGAGACGAUUCGAUCAGGGCGAGCUUAUAG